Messenger RNA from Zeugodacus cucurbitae (melon fly), 2804 nucleotides. RefSeq names its product heat shock 70 kDa protein cognate 1 (gene Hsc70-1). Gene Ontology annotation, cellular component: nucleus; cytoplasm; cytosol. Bases 632 to 2563 code for a protein of 643 amino acids. Gene Ontology annotation, molecular function: heat shock protein binding; ATP binding; ATP-dependent protein folding chaperone. NCBI's taxonomy places the organism in Eukaryota, Metazoa, Arthropoda, Insecta, Diptera, Tephritidae. The record is from RefSeq and is a predicted model, not a curated record. The transcript has 3 exons. Gene Ontology annotation, biological process: cellular response to unfolded protein; protein refolding; vesicle-mediated transport.
AUUUCAGCUCAUUCACAUGCGAGCAACGCACGAGUACACAACACUUGUUAAAACGGAACAAUUUGAUUUGUGUGUAAAAGUCAGACGACGACAAACCAAAAUAGAUAGCAUUUUUGAAAAUUUUUAAUACCAAAACAAUUUUCAAAAAAGUAAAGAGAAAUUCAAAAAUCAUACAACAACAAGAAUCUACCUACCAUUCGUAAAUAAAGUGUUGAGUGUGUGUUUGUGUGAAAAUUACAAUCGAAUUUCGUUAAUUAACCUUGUGACAAAUUUUUGCAAAUUUAAAUUCAAAAAUUUUCUUCUAAUUUUCUACGCGUUCGUGCCGUUGUAGCGCAUAUGCGAACGCCGCCGCAGUGGAGCUGCAAAGAGAUAAAACCCUAGAAUUUCUACGAGUACUAACCUUCGUCCUGCUAUUCCUCAUCAUAUCACUAUACCUAUACCGUUACGCAUUCUAAAACGCGCGUCUAGUUUUAGGAUUAGCUGAAUAUAAUUGACAACAGUGUUGUUUUCUGUUUUUAGCUGCAGCACUUAGAAGCGCAGCUAACACACACAAGCUAAUACCACAACAACAACAACAUCGACAACAACGUGAAAACAACAAUAGCACUGCAACAAAAGCAUUGCAAGCAAUAUGGCUAAAGCGCCCGCUGUCGGCAUUGAUCUUGGCACGACAUACUCAUGCGUCGGUGUGUUUCAACAUGGCAAAGUGGAUAUUAUCGCCAAUGACCAGGGCAAUCGGGUGACUCCAUCCUAUGUGGCCUUCACCGAUACGGAGCGGCUAAUUGGCGAUGCGGCUAAAAAUCAAGUUGCCAUGAAUCCGAACAAUACUAUCUUUGAUGCAAAGCGUUUGAUCGGUCGUAAGUUCGAUGAUAUCACUGUGCAGAGCGACAUGAAACAUUGGCCCUUCGAGGUCUUCAACGAUAAUGGCAAGCCGAAAAUGCGUAUCGAAUAUAAGGGCGAAAAGAAAAGUUUCUUUCCGGAAGAAAUCUCUUCUAUGGUUUUGACAAAGAUGAAGGAGACGGCCGAAGCUUAUCUCGGCAAGUCUGUAACAGAUGCUGUGGUCACUGUACCAGCUUACUUUAAUGACUCACAACGUCAAGCCACCAAAGAUGCUGGCGCCAUUGCCGGUUUAAAUGUGCUGCGUAUCAUUAACGAACCGACGGCGGCGGCCAUCGCUUACGGUCUGGACAAGAAGGGCACCAGUGAACGUAAUGUGCUCAUUUUUGAUCUUGGUGGCGGCACUUUUGAUGUUUCCAUACUCACCAUUGAAGAUGGCAUCUUUGAGGUAAAGUCCACAGCAGGCGAUACACAUUUAGGCGGUGAAGAUUUCGACAAUCGCAUGGUGAAUCAUUUUGUACAAGAGUUCCAACGCAAGUACAAGAAGGACUUGGCGCAAAAUAAACGCGCUUUAAGGCGACUGCGCACGGCUUGUGAACGCGCCAAGCGUACGCUAUCCGCCUCUUCGCAGGCUAGCAUUGAGAUCGAUUCGCUAUACGAAGGUAUAGACUUUUAUACCUCCAUUACACGUGCACGCUUCGAGGAAUUGAAUGGUGACCUCUUCAGGGGUACUAUGGAGCCGGUGGCGAAGGCUUUACGUGACGCUAAAAUGGAUAAAGGACAGAUACACGAUAUAGUUUUGGUUGGCGGUUCAACGCGUAUACCGAAAGUACAAAAACUACUGCAGGACUUCUUCAAUGGUAAAGAGCUCAACAAGUCUAUUAAUCCGGAUGAGGCCGUCGCUUAUGGUGCCGCUGUACAAGCCGCCAUACUCUGUGGCGAUAAAUCCGAAGCGGUGCAAGAUCUUUUACUGCUCGAUGUAACACCACUAUCGUUGGGUAUCGAAACCGCCGGCGGUGUUAUGACGGUGCUGAUCAAACGUAAUACCACAAUACCAACGAAGCAAACCCAAGUCUUCACCACCUACUCAGACAAUCAGCCGGGCGUGUUGAUACAGGUAUUCGAGGGUGAGCGUGCCAUGACCAAAGACAACAAUAUACUCGGCAAAUUUGAGCUGAGCGGCAUACCGCCGGCGCCACGUGGUGUGCCACAAAUCGAAGUCACCUUCGACAUUGACGCGAAUGGUAUUUUAAAUGUCACCGCGGUGGAAAAGUCGACAGGCAAAGAGAAUAGAAUCACUAUAACCAACGACAAGGGUCGGCUGAGCAAGGACGAUAUCGAGCGCAUGGUAAACGAGGCAGAGCAAUAUCGCAACGAGGAUGAGAAGCAGCGUGAACGCAUUAAUGCCAAGAAUGCGCUUGAGUCUUACUGCUUCCAAAUGAAGUCCACCAUGGAUGAUGAGAAUAUACGCGCUAAAAUUUCGGACUCCGAUCGUCAGUUGAUUUUGCAGAAAUGUGAUGAGACGAUCAGCUGGUUGGAUAGUAAUCAACAGGCGGAGAAGGAUGAAUUCGAGUAUAGACAGAAAGAGUUGGAGAAAAUUUGCAGUCCGAUUAUAACACGCUUGUAUCAGGGUGGCGUGCCGCCUCCACCGCCAAAUACAGGUGGUCCGGGUGCUGGUGGCUCCGGCGGCGCAGCUGGUGGUCCCACCAUAGAAGAGGUGGAUUAAAUGUUCGAAAUUAAAAGGCGACAUGUCAUAUAUAUUUUUUGGCGUUGCUUUAUUUUGCUAAAUAACAUUUUCUUAUACUUCUUGUUUGUUGUCUGAUGCUUCAUCAAUUCGUAUUUUAUUAUAAUCUAUUUUACAUAGCUAUACAUAAAUUUGUAACAACAAAAACUACAUCAUAAUUUGUUCGGAAAUGUUGGCGAAAGUAUAAUAAAUUUUAAAUUUCGAUUUUUUUUGUGGUUUAUUA